GACUAGUUCACUUCCUGCUGGUUUUGCCAUGGAUUUCGAUAUGUGCUGGGCGAGUGCCACUCGGCGGGUAGAGGUCAUCACAUCUACAUCUGCCGCCGAGGAGGCCAUCAGUUCCAUCCUUCGGGGCUUUUCAUCUGAGGUUGUUCAUCACGUCGGUUUUGACACAGAAUGGGGUUCAAGUGGUGAAGUUGCUGUGGUUCAAUUGGCCAACGAGACCAGCUGCUUGCUAUGUUUGCUUCCCGAAGUGUGUCUGAAUGAUUGCCCUUCCUUUUUGGCGCUGUUGGGAGACCCACAACUGCUGAAGAUGGGUGUGGCAGUGGCGUUGGAUGCUGAACUGCUCAAGAACCAGUUCAAGAUCGAGAUGAAAGGUUGCGUCGACCUGUCUCGGCUGGCCAUGAGAGAAGGGGAGGUCAGGCCAGGUGCACAGCCCAUGGGUCUUGCUGCCUUGACUCGGUUGCUUUUGGGGAUCGAACUGUCCAAAGAUAUGGCCAUCCGCCGAUCCAACUGGGCUGAGCGCCCACUGUCGCGCGCACAGCUGGAGUAUGCGGCCCGCGAUGCUUUGGCGGGCCACGAUUGUGGCUUGGCAUUGGCCAGAAAGCAUAAACCACCCGGGAUGAAAUUGUGGGACUGGUGUCAGGACUUAGUUGACAAAGGCAAGGACGCAAAGACAGGGAAGCUCAAGAAAACCAAUGGCGGCAAUGGCGAUUGCGCACCUUGCAUGAACCCGGAGCUAAAAGGUGUGAGCAAGGCCACCUUGGACUGUGAGGCUUACUCAUGUGUAAACAAGUUUGGAUUGCGACCCGUAUAUGGGAGUGAUGGCCAACAACUGUUGCACAUGAAAGACCGGACCGUGGAAGGAUUAUUGCGGAGAGGAAUGGCAUCUACGUGCAGAGAGGGAGAGAUGGACAUCAUAAGGCUUCACUUUACACCCACGGAUCACUACGCUUAUGCUGGUUUGGACGCUGCUGAGCGGAAUGCAUGUGUUGGCUGUGGAUCCUAUGGCGUCGCCCGAUACUACAUCAUUCCCAGGGUCUUUUUCUGCCACUUGCCACAGAAGUGCAAGUCGUAUAACUGCCACGAUGUGGUGAUGCUGUGUCCACGAUGCCGUGCCAUAGCAGAGCCAGCACAGCUCGCACUGACACAGGAGCUUCUGGCCUCUCACGGAGCCCUUCGUGCGGGAUCUUUGUAUGCGAAUGAAAACACCUUGACGCCCACACAGAUCGCGGCCAAGAAAGCAGCCGUCACCCUGCGACGGGCCCAAAAGGCGGCGCAAGCCAUACCUGCUGCCAAACUCACUGCCUUGCACGAAGCGGUGGCUGCAGGCUUAGGCAUGCCGCUCACGGACGGGUCCGUGGGUGACACCCAUUUGGCUUUGGCCGAGAUGUUGGGCGCCGGCCGUUUGCCCAGCGAGCGAGUGGUGGAGUCGGCGGCCCGCAGCCCCGAGAGCUUGCGGCGCUUCCUGCGGCUUUGGCGUGAGAGCUUCGUGGAGGUGUUGAAACCGAAGUAUUUGGCUGAGGGCUGGAGCUUGGACACAGGUCUGGACGGGCGCUUUGUUCCAUCCGUGGCGUCCUCCUUGGAAUGGCCAGGGGAUUGGCGCUGCCACUCCUGCGGGGUUCAUUGCUUUGGGCGAAGUGAUUGGUGCAGGUGUUGCAACGAACCACGGCCCACAGCCACAGGGGGUUCCCCUGCCAGCACGUAAAGAUCUUUAUCCUCAAACCACAUCGCACCGCACUGCAGAACCCACGGGUGGAGGAAAGGACCUACGGGGUGCCCCGGGUGGAGAGGACGGUUUCUUUCGAUGCCACAAGAUGCGCUGAAGCAAAUCAUGAAGCAAUUCAGUCUGAGCCUACAAGAUGACAUUUGCAUCAAGGCCAAUUGGCCAAACGUUUGCCUUCAAGGACAGUGAGGACAAAGCAUGGGUACAAAA
This is a messenger RNA of Durusdinium trenchii, 1927 nucleotides long. Lineage: Eukaryota; Dinophyceae; Suessiales; Symbiodiniaceae. The record is from the annotation of a GenBank genome assembly.